Molecule: messenger RNA, 503 nt
Organism: Hippopotamus amphibius kiboko
Lineage: Eukaryota; Metazoa; Chordata; Mammalia; Artiodactyla; Hippopotamidae
Gene: NDUFA7
Product: NADH:ubiquinone oxidoreductase subunit A7
Exons: 4
Coding region: 44-385 (113 amino acids)
Biological process (GO): mitochondrial electron transport, NADH to ubiquinone; ATP synthesis coupled electron transport
Cellular component (GO): mitochondrial inner membrane
Source: RefSeq, a predicted model, not a curated record
CCGCAGCAGAGACGUCACCGGCGCCCUUCAGCGCAGGUGGAAGAUGGCGUCAGCUACCCGUGUCAUCCAACGCCUGCGGAACUGGGCAUCCGGGCAAGACUUGCAGGCGAAGCUGCAGCUGCGUUACCAGGAGAUCUCCAAGCGAACUCAGCCUCCUCCCAAGCUCCCCGUGGGCCCCAGCCACAAACUCUCCAACAAUUACUACUGUACUCGGGAUGGCCGCCGGGAAGCCACGCCGCCCUCAGUUAUCAUGUCUUCACAGAAGGUGCUGGCGUCAGGGAAGCCAGCAGAGAGCCCGGGUGUGGCAGCCACUGAGAAGAAGGCGGUGACGCCAGCUCCUCCCAUAAAGAGGUGGGAGCUGUCCAAGGAUCAGCCUUACCUGUGACAUUGCCCCAGGUGCCUGGCUAAGCCCUCAGGGCCACUGGAGUUCUUCCCCUUCCUUGGACUUUGGAUUCCCUCCGGAGAGAACGUGACCUAAUUUAUUAAAAGUAUAUAUUGAGCUC